Lolium perenne is the source of this 1523-nucleotide messenger RNA. Its product is annotated as phosphoenolpyruvate/phosphate translocator 3, chloroplastic. Gene Ontology annotation, biological process: transmembrane transport. Lineage: Eukaryota; Viridiplantae; Streptophyta; Magnoliopsida; Poales; Poaceae. The record is from RefSeq and is a predicted model, not a curated record. Gene Ontology annotation, molecular function: transmembrane transporter activity. Gene Ontology annotation, cellular component: membrane.
AGCCACGGCCCGCGCCAGCCGCCAGCCAGCGUGAACAAACCACGACAAUCCGGCAAGAUGCAGCGCGCCGUGGCAGCUUCCAUCUCCUCUUCCCGCGCCACCGCGUGGGCGUCGUCCUCCGCCACCCCGCGCCAUGCCGGCGCCGCAUCCUGCUCCACCUCGCGCCACGCCGUCGCGCCUCUCCGGGUUCGGGGGCAUGUCCCCGUCGUUCCCCUGUCUCUGUCGCUGCUCUCUGCGAGAACUCGAACGGCCUUGGCUUCUGCCGCGGCGACCACGGCGGAGCUGCCCCCGGUGUCCGACGCGGCCGCCGCGUCGGACAGCGGCGGCGGCAUUGCGGGCGCGGUGCAGCUCGGCGCCCUCAUCGUCGCAUGGUACCUCCUCAACAUCUACUUCAACAUCUACAACAAGCAGGUCCUGCAGGCGCUGCCCUUCCCGCUCCCCUACACCAUCACCGCCUUCCAGCUCGGCUUCGGCUCCCUCGCAAUCCUCCUCAUGUGGGCCGCCCGGCUGCACCCGCUCCCCAGGCUCUCCGCCGCGCAGCUGGCCAAGAUCGCGCCGCUCGCCGCCGGCCACAUGCUGGGCACGGUGUUCACAAACAUGAGCCUGGGCGCGGUGGCAGUCUCCUUCACGCACACCAUCAAGGCAUCCGAGCCCUUCUUCACCGUCCUGCUCUCCGCAUUCUUCCUCGGAGAGUGGCCGUCGAUGCUGGUUCUGGGCUCUCUGGUGCCGAUCGUCGGCGGCGUCGCGCUGGCAUCCUUGACCGAGGUCUCCUUCAACUGGGUUGGAUUCUGGAGCGCCAUGGCAUCGAACCUGCUCAACCAGACGAGGAAUGUGCUCAGCAAGCGGCUUCUCGGCGGUGAAGAGGAGGAAUCCAUAUCCAUGGAUGACAUAAACCUCUUCUCGCUCAUCACCGUGCUGUCCUUCCUGCUGUCGUGCCCGCUGAUGCUGCUCGCGGAAGGGGUCAAGUUCUCCCCUGCUUACCUCCAGAGCACCGGCGUGAACCUGCAGGAGCUCUGCGUGAGGGCAGCGCUGGCGGGCCUCUGCUUCCACGGCUACCAGAAGAUCUCCUACAUGAUCCUGGCGAGGGUGUCCCCCGUGACCCACUCCGUCGCCAACUGCGUGAAGCGGGUGGUGGUCAUCGUGUCCUCCGUCCUCUUCUUCAGGACGCCCAUCUCGCCUGUCAAUGCGCUGGGAACUGGUGCUGCACUAGGCGGUGUUUACCUCUACUCCAGGCUGAAGAAGAGUAAACCCAAGAGUCAAUGAAGAGUAGCAGUAGCCUUUGGUCACAGUAGUUCUUCACCAAAGCGUUUUUUUUGUUUCUUCUCUCUUUCACACACGUGUUUUUGAGGUAGCAAGAUUAGGAAGGCAUAUGUUGAUGAGGAAAUGUACACCUGCCAGCCCCAGUUGUACACUUGUACUACGGGGCCACAGAUUCUUCUUUGAAUGAUCGCAAGAUCAGUCUUCUUUUGGUACUUAGAAGAGAUUGUAACAUAAUCCCUGAAUAAUCGCAGUCCUGAGAAAUA